CGGACGGAACUUUCAGUUUCGGCCAUCCGAAAUUUCGGAGCGCUUUCUCUUAAUUUUAAAACGAGAACCUUCGAACCCUUUCCCGGCAAAUCUUCGCAAAUAUAAAUACUCUGUUCACAGUACGUCCUUCCUCUCUCUAAAACAUUUUUUUCUCUCUCUAAAAACUUCAGCCAUGGAAGCAGUUUCAGACACAGUCUUCUACUCCAUCUUCCCUGAUCCAGCCCUAACCCUAUCUGAAUCCUCCUUAGAAGACCUCAAGCUCCAAAUCCUCCACUUUCUCUCUCCAUCUCUAGCGCAAUACAUAUGGCAACACCAGCCUUUCAACCUCAACGUCUCCUCGUCUCGCUCUAGCUGCCCUUGCAUCCCCAAAAGUAACCCUAAUUCUCCGCGAGUUCCUCACCUCCAUGGCCGAAUUCGCUAUGAUGACAACCUGGAAGACGAGUGGUUCGUGGUCUUCCUCCUAUUCGAAAUCAGCAGAAACUUCAACGAUGUCUCUAUUCGAGCUUGGGAUACAGAUGGUGAGUUUCUCUUGAUUGAAACGGCUUUUUAUCUUCCUCGAUGGAUCAAACCAGAGAAUAGCCAUAACCGAGUGUUUAUUAGGCGAGGUGAGCUUCACAUAAUCCCCCUGGUUACAAACCCUAACUCGAAAAAUUCCUUAUGUUCUGCGUUUCAAAACCCUAUUUUGGAUAAUUCGUUAGGGUUAAGAUUUGCAUUGGAAGUUAUUUCGAAAGGAACCAUUAAAACUAGAGCUUCAGAUGAGGUUCAGGAAGCCCUGAACCGUCAAAUUAGGGAUUAUCCUAAAAAAGCCCUAGAAAACAUGCACACUGUGCAGUGUAGGGUGCCAUUAUCGGUGGCUCAAGUUUUGAAGCAUGAGCCAUGCUUGAUUUCUUUAGCAGUCGGGGCCUUCUAUGAUCGAGACAUUGAUUCUAUGAAGUUUGCGUCAAAGAUGGCUAAGUUUUUAGGAAAUGGGGAAAUGGUCGAUGUGAGUUUAAGGAUGUCUAGGGCUAUGUAUGCACAACUUAUGGGCCAAAAUUUUGCUAACCCCAAAACUUAUCCAAUGCCUACUAGGUCUGAAGGUCUAGUGUUUAAAGGGGCAGAGUUUGGUAUGAAAAUCGCAUGUGGGUUCGAGAUGAUGUAUCAGCAAAGGCAAGGUUUUGAAGAAGAGGGUGAAACUAAUGGUGGUUUUGUAGGGGAGGGGAAAAAUGAGACUAAUUUUAUGGGGGUCCUUUCUAAGGGGAGAAGUGGCGGUGAUGGGUGGGAGGUGUUUAAGAAGAGCUUGGAAAGUCGGGGGUAUUUCAAGGGUCUUUUGCCUGGGUCCAAGGAGUACCAUCGGCUUAUGGAUGAGGCUUUUGAACACUACAAGAACACUGAACUAUAUUCCAGAUCUAGUGCUGUGAUGCUGGCUCCAGUAAAACGAAUUGAUGAGAUUCUCUCAUUGCCUUAUUUUAUUGAUGAAUUUACUGGUCUGGACCUUCCUCCAUCUGAUGAUGAUGCUUGGCUUUACAAUGGUGAGGCUGAGUUGAAUUCUGCCAUGCUAGAAAGACAGAAAGAAAUAGUUCUGUAUGAAUCAAAAAGACAAAAGCACCAAAAGGCAAAAGAACAAGUCAAUAACUGUGCAUCAUCUUCACAGACAACUGGUUUUAAUCUUGGUGAUGUAGCAACUAGCAUGCAAGCAUUUGUGGAUAAGGUCUCGAGCUAUGAGGGAGCUGAGGUUCCUACAAAUAGGGAAUCAAAAGAUGUGGAAUUCAAUGUGGACCAGUUCAUCAAAGAAAUGGAAUCAGUAUUAAGAAAUGGACAGCAAGAAGGCUCAGCUGGUGGCGAGUAUUCUGAAGGAAGCUAUACUUCCUCAGAUAUGGAUUUUGAUGAGUUAGAUGAUGGUGAAAGCUCAGAUAGUCCAUGUGAACAGCAAAGCUCUGGGGAUACCUUUAUGCAUUCUUAUACAGAUGCCUUGAAUGCGGAGUUGAAGACAACCACUCUAGGGCAAAGCUUUGUUCGUGCAGAUAAUGAGGAAUGGUGGGUACAUGUAAAAAGUAGUGCUCGACUUAUUGCUACCCAACCGACUCUAGUUCAACUGGGUAUGGCAAGUGCCUCGGGGGAUGCCAAUGGGGAUGACGAUUUCACCCCCGUUGACAUUGAUGUGAACCUGGUGCAAAGCCUUCUCGAAUCCUUCUCUUCUCAACAAGGCCUCCCAGGACCCACAUCCAACUUGCUCGGACUUAUGGGUUUACAGCUCCCUCGUGAUUCAAGAGAAAAGAAGUGAAUUAAAUGGAUACCUCUCACCUUGGUGUGGUUCUUUUGGAGGUAAUCCUCAAAUUUUAGAAUUACACUUGUAUCAAAGUACUGGUGCUUUAUGUUGUGAAGUGCAGCAUCAUUAGGAAGCUUGGAGAAAUAGUGCUCUUGGUAGCCGACCCCAAUUAAUUGGAAAAUGAUUUUGACGAUGAUAGUAGAUGAAAAUUCCAUCAGUAUUGUAUAAAUCACUUCAGUUUGUUAACUUUAUUUUCGGUAUCGUAUAUAUAUCCCUUCCUGGGAACUUGUACUUUCAAUGAAAAACAAACCAUGAGAAUGCAGUGAGUUUUGGUA
This is a messenger RNA of Amborella trichopoda, 2580 nucleotides long. Its product is annotated as suppressor-like protein. The record is from RefSeq and is a predicted model, not a curated record. Gene Ontology annotation, cellular component: nucleus. Lineage: Eukaryota; Viridiplantae; Streptophyta; Magnoliopsida; Amborellales; Amborellaceae.